AUGAGACGAUGCCCGGUAAACACCAACGUUGGCGCGUUGCGCAAGCGUUUCUUCAGCACCACCAGCACGCCGCCGCAGCAGCCGGCAAUCUUCACUGAGUUGGACCACCGAGAAUACCAAAACCCGUUGCUGGCCCCGCACAACCAGCGAUAUCCAUUCCCGGGCAAUGUCAACGACGCCCAGCUCUACCACAAUCAGCCGACCAAAAAGAAGACGGCCCUCGAGAUGAACACGACGUCGUUGGGCGAGCUGCUGAAGCGCGAGAACGCCGCCUACAUGGACCGGUCCCAGGCGCAGAAGGCCCCCGAGUCGCUCGACGUGCUCGAUGACGCUGAAGUUGAACUGACGGCUCAACAGUGCCCGCGAUUGUUGAAGCGAGACCUGAAGCAGCUCUUCCCGAACAUGGACCUCUCCAAGGCGCACGUUAACGUCGUCAACUUGAGCCAGUACUCGGAGGCGGACCAGUCGGCCUGGACCCCGGAAAUGGAGGCUGAGCGAGACAAGCUGACGGCGAAUUUCAUCACCGCCGCGACAGCCAUCUGCCAAUCGUUGGAAGCUUCCGGCUACUGGGCAGACUUUGUCGACCCCGCCUCAGGACGCCCCUACUUUGGCCAAUUCACCAACGCCACCCUGUUCGAGACCGACCCCGCCUACCAGCAGAUGGGCUUCCAGAUUGAGGAUUUGGGGUGCUGCAAGGUGUUGAAGCACAUCAAGUGGGGCUCGCACGCGUUCGUCGGCACCAUAUUCACGGACGCGCCGCUGAACUGCGAGCUGAUGGAGGCGCUGCUCGAGGACAAACCUAUGGCCAGCACCACCAAAAUUGCUUCAUAUUCUCAAGCCCUACCCAAAGCAGAGCCGCUAGACGAUGAGCUCCCCAAGGCGUCGCGAAGAAAGGAAAAUCUAAAACUUUCGACUGCCGCCAGCACGAUAGCACUGGAUCGCAGCAGCGCACGGCGAAAGCGGCCGGCCGAUACGAAUUUGUUCAUCCCCGAAUCCGAGGUCAACCUCUCGGCAUGGCACAAAAUGGAGCCGCGCGGCCUCCUGUCUGCCUACCUUCAGCUGUCCAAGUCCAAGUUGACGCUGCUGAUCACCAGCACGGCGGCUGCAGGUUACCUCGUCGGCACCUCGCCAAUCGAAGCGUCCACGCUGAUCGCAUGUGCUGCGGGGACGGCUCUUCUAUCAUCGGCGGCGAAUGCGUGCAACCAGUUGCUGGAGGCGCCGUACGAUGCUCAGAUGAAGCGGACGCAGUCUCGAGUGCUGGUCGUCCAUCGAUUCUCGCCGCUACAUGCCUUGACGUUCGCCGGAGUGGCGAAUGCUGCUGGAUUUGCGCUGCUUUAUAACGUUUGCAACCCGCUGGCUGCCUGGCUGGGCGCGCUGAACUUUCUACUCUACGUCGGCGCCUACACGCCGCUAAAACGGAUACACAUCAGCUGCACGUGGGCUGGGGCUUUGGUCGGCGCCCUACCACCGCUGAUGGGCUACGCUGCGUCUACGGGUUCACUUGACGCCGCUUCUUUAACGCUAGCUGCAAUCCUCUUCUCCUGGCAGUUCCCGCAUUUCAACGGGCUCUCGUGGAAUUUGCGCCCCGAUUACAGCAAGGCCGGUUACCGGGUGAUGUGUGUCACGGACGAGCGCCUUUGCCGGGUGACCUCCCUGCGGCACUCCCUGGCCCUGAUAGGGCUGUGCUCGAUUGCAGCCCCGCUCUCCGGGCUGACGACCAUCUCGUUCGCCCUUGACACGCUGCCCGUCAAUGCGUAUUUGGCAUACCUCUCCUACAAAUUCUACAAGACGCCCGACUCCAAAAACUCGCGCCGCCUCUUCUUCUACUCGUUGCUCUACCUGCCCGUCACGAUGCUGCUGAUGGUCAUCGGUGCCGUCAGCAUCACCGAGGAGGAGCGCCAGCGUGGCGUGGCCGACCGGGCGCGCGACGCCGCCAAGUGGGCCGGUGUCGAGCUGCCCUUC
Messenger RNA from Mesorhabditis spiculigera, 1962 nucleotides. Lineage: Eukaryota; Metazoa; Nematoda; Chromadorea; Rhabditida; Rhabditidae. The record is from the annotation of a GenBank genome assembly.